Messenger RNA from Rhinichthys klamathensis goyatoka, 1946 nucleotides. Its product is annotated as sterile alpha motif domain-containing protein 3. The record is from RefSeq and is a predicted model, not a curated record. The transcript is spliced from 5 exons. Lineage: Eukaryota; Metazoa; Chordata; Actinopteri; Cypriniformes; Leuciscidae. The coding region runs from base 1 to 1683 and encodes 560 amino acids.
AUGGCGCUGGUGAAAGACGAGAGUGAAGACGUGGUGAUCGUGAAACACGAAGAUGCAGUGGAACAAACAGAUGCUCCAGUGCCUCAUCCAGCCAAACUUCGCAUCAUUCUUCAGGAACAUGACAUUCGCAAACUGGACUUGCCUCAGGGAAUCCCUGGGAGUGUGAAUGAGCUUGAGCAUAUCGUGAGGAAGACAUUUGGCCUCAUUGGGAGCUUUACUUUGCAUUAUAAGGAUCCUGAUUUCGGAGAGGAGUAUUUCUCUGUUACCUCAACAAGUGACAUCAAGGACAAGGACACGAUUAAGGUGAUUCACAUUGUUGAACCUCCUACACUUACUCUGACCUUUACCAAUGUGGAUAAUUCUGUUAAAAGUGCUUCAAAGACCUCAAUCCAAACCUCAGCGUCCUCGGUCUACACUUCAGUGACCUCCGUCCAUCCGUCCAACAGCAGUUCCUCUCCUGGAUCUCAGGAUACGUCGACUCUUUCCUCGCCUGAACACAAGACUCAGCGCUCACAGCGUUGGCCUACUGAAUUCCCAGUACCUCGCUUUGCGUAUGACUCAGAACUUGUGCUUGCUUCAGGAAACGAAGCUUUCAAGAAGGAUGGAUUUCAACUCAACUUCACCUCAAUCCUUCCAGACAUCCUGGAGAAACUGGCCGAAAGCAUCUUUCAGUACGUGGCCUAUCCAACAAGCGCACAGUUGUCCGAUGUCAUCGAGGCGCUGAUUCAGAAACAUCCUUGCCUUCGAGAACCGGGCUCGUAUAAUGGAUGCUACCAAUGGCGACAAAGACUAAAAUAUAAAAUGGGCAACUAUAGAUCGAAACUGAGAGGUCUUGGAUGCCCUGAGCUCGACGUGAACUCUCUCAAAAAGAAGCGAGCACAUGAAAGAGCACCAGCCAAGAAUAUCAAGAAGCCCAGAAAGGCAGAGGUGAACUUCUUGCCGCCUCACCCACAGGGAGAAACUGAAGAAAGCUUGGAAAAUGAACGAGUGGCGCUCCUUAAUGAGGUGAAGAUGAGGAACAACUAUCAGAUCAUCUGUGAGAAAAUGGCAAAGACAUUCUCCUUCCGCAGACAGGAGGUUGUCAGUUACGCACUCUCAGUCAGUGAUUUAAAAAACAGAUGGCCUGCUCUUUUUUGUGCAGAUCAGAUAAACAAAGAAUUCACAAGGAUCACCACUGUUAACCUGGAGGAAACUUUCAUUGCAAAACUGGACCACUACUUCUCAAAAAUAAUUUCCUUGGUGUUGACAAGAAGAGGGCCUGCGACCAUGAGCAUUCAGCGAAUCAGGAACAUGCUGCUAGAGGAUUAUUCUUUGGAAAGGAGGAGAGAGGCUGUUAUCCGUUCCAUAAUGGUGCAUCUCAGAGACAAGGAAGAUGAUCUCUUUAAAGAGCGCUUGGAUGAUGGGGAUAAUACCAAUGAAAGGAUGAAGAUUAUUAUAACUAGAGGAGCCACAACGUCUGACCCAACCAACGCAAGGAUUGUGAUCGAGGGAACUGAGCUCCAGGAAGACCUAGACGUUCCCCGGGCCUGUGCUCUGCUAAUGGGGCUGAUAUACGCACUCAACCUCAGCUACCCAAAAGAACUGAAAAAUACUUUUGAGGCAUUUCAGAAGAUUUUCCUUGAGCUGGAUGACCUGAAGCCUAGCCUGAAGGUGAUGUCUCUAAAAAACAAACUGCUGUACUAAAACACUGUGGAAUUAGGCUGCCGUCAUCAGAUUCAAAUGUUGGAUUGUGCUGCAAAUGUAAAAGUUUCUUGUGUAUAAAAUUACAUUAAUAAAAUAAAUGCAGUUUAAAACAAAAGCUUAAACAAAACUGUUAAAAAACUACUUUAGUUUUAGUAAGGUGGACUCAAUCAAAUGGCAUUUGAGUGUAUAUUGUCCAAAUCCAAUUCUGUUCUUGUUCUCUUUUUUUCCUUUUUUGGAAAUAAAACUACAUAUCUACUUACAAA